UUGGGGUCUGGUCGCGCAACGGUUCACGGGUGGCACUGUACUACCCACCCCGACAAUAAAAUACCACACCGUCGUGAAUGACACUAAUAGGGCCCGGCGCCCCAGGAAUGGCAUUUAUGAUGAAGAAGAAAAAGUACAAGUUCUCGGUGGAACUCCACCUGGAGGAGUUGGUGGAGGUGCCGUUCCUGAAUGCGGUGCUGUUUGCAAAGAUCCGUCUGCUGGACGGCGGUUCGUUUCAGGAGCACAGCAAUAGGGAGGAAGUGAAAAACCACACCGUAAAGUGGGGUCAAAAGUUCGAGUUUCCCUGCAAAAUGACGUCGAACGCGUCGACGGGCGUGCUUGACCCCUGCACCGUACGGAUAUCGGUGCGCAAAGAGAUUAAGGGUGGCAGGAGUUACCAGAAACUAGGAUUUACGGAUCUGAACCUGGCCGAGUUUGCCGGUUCCGGUCUAACGUCGCGCAAGUGUUUACUGGAGGGAUAUGACGCACGCCACCGGCAGGACAACUCCAUGCUGAACGUGUCGUUACGUAUGCACAUGAUUCAGGGUGAUAUAUUGUUUAAAGUUCCUUCUCCCAGUCCGAAAUCGAAGACUGCCCUCCCACAGGACAACCUCGGACUACAGCCCACCGAUCCGGCAAUGGCGACGGUCGGUCCCGUCGUUACACCCGUCGUAACGCGCGUUUCUACCAAAGACGAACCAUCCGCCGCAUCCGUCGCGUCCGGGUUCGAUUCGCUGCAGAAGAAGAAACCCACUACACAGGGACUUCCGACGACGAUAGAACACCAACAGUCGAUCGAUCUGGACCCGCAGUCAUUUAUCAUUACCGAUUCCGGUAUUUCCGAAUCUUCCGAACCGCCAUCGUCCCUGCUGGACUUCCAGUCGAAUCUAUCCCUUGUCGCAUCGUUACCGAUCAGUGUCGGUGUGCCGCAGAGUGGCAAUGUGCCCGGCAGUCAAGUGUUGCCGACCGUUGGUACCGUGCCCGGUGCAAUCGAAUUAGGUCAUUCGCGCAACUCGAGCAAUACUAGUCAAAUGUCCAAAGGCUCCGGUUACAGCAGCUUCUCCCACAGUCAACACUCGAGGCAAAGCUCCGAGGGAGAUUCCGGUCAUCAGAGGUUCCGUCCGGCGACGGCAACGGUUUACCAUGGCAAACCGGGCACGGUGCUACCGGUGGUGCCGGCCACCAGCUCCACAACCACCACGACUAGUAGUAGUACCGCACAGGCUUCUUUAGUUAACGGUGGCGUAAGCCGUUUCGUAACGAUCGCUAAUAAGAAACUUCUUACCAGCGGCGGCAUCAGCAACAGCAGCACGAUCAGCACCGUCAGCAAUGGGAGCAACGGCAACGGUCGACCCAAGAUCCUUAACCCUACCAAGCAGCAGAUGAUGACCGCGAAUCGGUUGCUCAUGAAGUUGCGCAUACCGCAGAGUCCAACCUCGGACUCGGGCGACGAUGUGUUUGUCACGCCGGACGUGACGGUACUGUCGGAGGAUGAGGGCGGUGGAAGCGACGAUCGUACGGAGUCGGGUGUGGAGGAGUUCGGUACACCGACGUCCGAGAUACCGCUCGCGAAGUUGAUCAAGAUCAAGAGCAUGAACAACUUGGCCGUCCCGAAGGGUGCUAUGUUCUCGGAUGAAGAGAUGGACCAACCGGACGGUUACAUCCUGCCGGACCUUAUUGAUGAGCAUCAUCUUACGCCCGGGAUGAAUCUGAGCCGUAUGAAAUCGCUUGGCAAUCUGUCGGCAUACGAGCGAGAAUUCGGUCAUACGCCGGUUGAUUUGCUACAGUCGAAGCGGGACUUCGAAACGCGAAGGUUCAGCUUUGCGAAAAUGCGCUCCCUAACCGAUCUAACUGCUGGUGAUGAAUCGGAUGAUGUGUUGGUGCGUCGCCGACGGCAGCUGGAGGCGGAAGAGAAGAGUUCCUCGGAUGAAUCGAAGCCUCCGUCUUCGUGUCAGUUGUCCCCUCCUAGCAUUGCUGGUGGAGUUGAGCUUGCGAAUCGCUUCCUACCGUUCCAGAUGCGCAGCUCAUUCCACAGCGGCGUGUAUCGGAAGCGAUCGGGAAUAGGUUACACACGGUACAUCGGUAAUGAUGAUGAUCCGGCGACAACAACUUCAUCCAAUGGUGGUCCAACGCUUGGCGGUACCAAUCUAACGAAAAUUAACUCGCUCAGCACGAUCCCGACAGUGCUGGCCGCAGAGCGUGUCAAUCAUGUGCCUUUCCUAACGCCCAACAUCGGGCGAAAACGGUUUGCUUCCGCUUCUAUGUACACAACAACUAACAACAGUGCAACGAGCAGUCCGGAUGAGAACGAUCCUGAUCCGAUUAGGUUAGCCAAAUCGAAGACAGGUUCCUCUCCUACCAGUACAGUAGCGAAGGUGAUUGCACGCAGCUCCGUUCGGGGUAACAAUCCGUUCGAGCGCAACUUCCGCAAAAGUGCUCCUAUUAGUGGGGUCGUUGUAGGGCAACCGGAACCAGCAUCAACGGGGUUGCGAAGCAGUGGCCUUCUUAAAACUUCCAACUCAUCAGGAUCCGUUCAACAGUUGCAGCAGGUAGGUGGAUUUUUCCGCCAGUCCGACAGCAACUUCUACAACAUCGUACGCAACUAUCCGAUUGGCAAGUCUUCCUCCGCCAAUCUGGAGUCGCUCAAACAUCGCUCUUCCUACAACAACUUCCCGCUGAGUCUAAAGCCUCAGCAACAUCCGCAGCAACAACAACAACCCCAUCAAAAGCUGUCGAAAGGAGCCGGUGAUCCGAAGGGCAUUGUACCUUUGGUCGGUGCGAAGUCGGUGGUUGCAACCAACCAUCAACCGACGACAACGACAGCAGCAACAGCGGGCAAUCGCGUCUACCAUAGAUUCCGCUCAGUAGUGCGGGUAGUACUUAAGUUUAUCAUAAAGGGACAAUCGAACCAAACGACAAACGAUUGCCAUAAGUCUGCCACCAGCAGCAGCUCCACCAUCAGCAACCAUGCAACCAAUGCCAAUAGUGGCGGUGGUAGUAACAACGCCACUAGUACACCUACCACUACCAUCUUUUGUACUAGUGCUACCACCACCACCACUACUACUACAACUACUACUUGUUGUCCCAAUUCUACUUCCACCAUUACCACCAUCUCGUCUACCAGUGCGACGGUGUUAAAAAACCCCAGUUCCGGUUCGAUCCCGAUGAGCGAAACCGGUUCACUCGAUCGCAUGAAGUCGGCAGCCGAGCGAAGGAAAAAGGGCGCCGGGCACGACGGGGACAGCGGUAUGGCGCCGACACUGUCCGGGCGCGUGGAGGACACCCGCGUCAACACCGGGCUAAUCAUAGACGAGCUGUUGAAAAACACCAAACUGGACCACUUAGAAGAAUCCGAAAAUCCCACCGGGCUAGCACUGUACAUUGGCAGCGAUGGUACGACGAUGGUUGGCAGCCACGAGGUACAUUCGCGCAUGCCGGCCGGAGCAUUUAAGCAGGUCGUAAUGGAAACGCCAAGAUAGUAGCAACAGUAGCGGCAG
Anopheles maculipalpis is the source of this 3500-nucleotide messenger RNA. RefSeq names its product mucin-5AC. The transcript has 10 exons. The record is from RefSeq and is a predicted model, not a curated record. Bases 78 to 3482 code for a protein of 1134 amino acids. NCBI's taxonomy places the organism in Eukaryota, Metazoa, Arthropoda, Insecta, Diptera, Culicidae.